Messenger RNA from Cimex lectularius (bed bug), 5361 nucleotides. RefSeq names its product 4-coumarate--CoA ligase 1-like. The record is from RefSeq and is a predicted model, not a curated record. NCBI's taxonomy places the organism in Eukaryota, Metazoa, Arthropoda, Insecta, Hemiptera, Cimicidae. Gene Ontology annotation, molecular function: long-chain fatty acid-CoA ligase activity. Bases 2603 to 3964 code for a protein of 453 amino acids. Gene Ontology annotation, biological process: fatty-acyl-CoA biosynthetic process; long-chain fatty acid metabolic process. The transcript is spliced from 10 exons.
UUAUUUCCCCAUGUGUAUAAAUUACACAGUACGUCAACGUCCAUAUGUUUUAUAAACGUAUGAAUAAAAAAUUUAAUCAAAAAGGGCCAGACUAAAAUAGCAUCGUCGGGUUAAACUUCCGGUGAAUGGACAAUAAAUCCCAUUUGUAAUAAUAAUAAUAAUAAUAAUCCCAUUGGGGUAAUAAUAUAAGUUCGUGACAUUUUCAUCAUUCAUUUCGUUCAGUUAUUAAAAAUUAAACGGAACAUUUCGUGCCGCGAGAUGUUCUUCAAAUAGGGUUUUUUCGCUAAUUAUUUUUUAAAGCGUUGAACAAUUAUUAACCUAUCGAUCUGUGGUUUCCUAUAAAUCCUCUGAUGAAUCAAGUCGGUUACGGAAAAAAAUAAAUCCGCGCAUAUCCGCUGGAUUAGGGCGAUCCACUAACGUAUUGAUCUGUUUAGACCAAUUCUCUGAUAAGACGGCCCCCAGGGAAAUUUUAAAGCUUUUCCCAUCGAGAAAUUCUUAGAACCUUUAUUAUUUAUUCGAUCCGUAAAUAACUGAACAUAGGAUGACAUUCAACCUUAUUGACUAUCUUGUGGUGCACAAAUAUUGAUGUGAUGAAAACGGAACAAUCCCAUUUUACGUUUAUGGCGGUGCUGCGUCUGCUGAAGAUGUGAAAGCCAAAAUUAAAAACGUUCGGUUUCAAACUCCAGGAGACUGGUACGGCAAUCGGUCCUGCUGGACGUCUUUGUAAAAAUCGUUUUCCUAGUGAGGUUACAGAAAAAGAAUUGGCAGAUUUUUAGAGAAAGAGCACAAGGAUCGUACCUGAAUCACUACGUAUUCUUAGGGGUAGAUUGAGAAAGGUAGUCUCUCUCAAGAUGAAAGUACCCAGCCUAAAAAUAAUCGACAAAAUGUAUCUACAACCGUUUCGAACGAAAGCUGAAUCCUGCCGAUCCUGUAUGUGACUGCAAUGGUUUCCCAAAUAAGAUAAAGGCAAAUAAGAAAACCGUACCACACUGGUAAAUCUGAAACUCCUCUCCUUCUUGCGGAUCUGCAUCUGCAUAGACCCUCAAAAAAUAUAAAAGGUAAUCUGCGGUCUCCCCUUCUUCAUGGCAGUGCUUCUUCGGUCUGUACUCCUAUCCUACCAAGAAUAGACGGAUAUUGAAAAAGGUUCUGCCAUUGCAAAAGCAAAAACCUCUGGUAAAGCUGAAACUUUGCGUCUCUACCAAGAAAAUACAGUUAUCGUAAAAAGUUCUAUGAUUGCAUGUAAACUCCCGGUAAAGCUGAAAUUUUGCGUCUCUGUCAAGAAAAGGCAGAUGUAAGAGGUUCUGUAAAGCUAAAACUUUGCGUUUCCACCAAUAAAAAGGAAUCAUCCAAACAGGUUCUGUCACUGCAAAGCUAGAAAACGCUCGUAAAACUGAAACUGCAUCUCAGUCAAGAAAAAGCAGAUGUAGGAAAAGAUACUGAGAUUGCAGAGCUAGAAGCCCCUAGUAGAACUGAAACUGCGUUUCUACCAAGAAAACGCAUAGUUAUCGGUAAAGCUAUAAAACAAGGCAUCGGAUCUGUGACCACAAAGCUAUAAAGCACUCGUGAAUGUACACUUGCUUUGUUAGCAGCAGCCUCGCCAGGGCUCAUUUACGCUCCUCCAUGAAUACUCGGAAAACUUUCUGUGACUGCAUAAAUUGAAAAUACUGGUGCUGUGAACUGACACGAACUACUAGAACAGACACACUCAGAACCGUCCCCUGUGUGCCUAGUGAUAAACCUAAAUCGCAAAACGGCCUAAAAAAGCCUCGCGUUGAAUAAUUAAUGUCAUCUAUCUUCGUCUUGACGGAUGCAUCGAUUUUGUUCGUCCAACCGCCGGGAAAGAGUUUUUAAAUAAUUUAGGACGGCCGGAACAAUAAUAGAACCGGCUGUUAUCGACCGCCUUCAAAGAAUUACACGAUGUCGAUGAGGUGGCUUUUUUACAAGAAUACUUUAAUUAAUGAAUUUUUAAAAUGUUUAAAUUAUGAGAUUUUCCCGCAUUAAUCCGAUGAAAGUAUGUAUUAGCGUCUAUCAGCCGAAGUAGUCUGUCGAAUUCCUAGUUUUAGCACCAAUAUGACGAAUUUUGUAACCAAUCUACCAAAAUUUCUAGCAUCACGUUAAUGUCUCACAAAUCUCUACUAUCAAUCAGCCAAAAUUUUACCAUCAGCCACCCGAAUUUGUGUAUCAAUCUGAUACUUAUAGCUCACUCUGCUAAAGUUUUGGCAACAGUUUGGCGAAUUUCUAGUCUCUAUCAGCCAAAAUUUUAGCAUCAGCUUCCUUAAUUUUUGUACCAAUCUGCUACUUAUAGCUCACUCUGCUAAUGAUUUAGCACCAGUUUGGCUAAUUCCUAGUAUCAACAUGCCAUAUUUAUAAUUUAUUUAUCAAUCAGUCCAAAUUUUAGCAUCAGCUGUCGAAUUUUUUGGUCAACAGUUAAAUUGUUAACACCACACUGUUAAAGUUGUAACACAUAUCUGCCCAAUGUAUAAUUUAUAGUAUCAAACUGCCAAAAAUGUAUCAUCAGCAGAAAUGUACAACAUACUAGUUAUUUCUGCUUUAUUUAUUUUUAAAAUCAUGUAAGUGCCUGUUUUCUUUGUCACAAGAAGAAAUGGUGUCUCUCAUGGAACUUGUGUCACCUACCGUCGUAUUCACAGAGGGCGGCAAGACUUUGCGCAAAGUUGAAAACGCGCUCAUGCUCAUAUCAGCUGCACCGCUGCUUGUUGUCUCAUCAGGGAGAAGACACAGCUACCUGACAUUCCAGGCCCUCCUACAACCGACUGACCCGGAGUUUAGACCGUCUAUAUCCAACCCAGAGGACCACGUUGCCUUUGUACUAUUCACUUCUGGCACCUCGGGCCUCCCAAAGGGCGUCAUGCUGACAGAUGUGUACCUCCUUCAGAACAUGCCUCAUUUUUCGAGGAAAAUUGACAUGCAGCCGACUGCUUUGCUGACAUCGCCCGUCUUUUGGCUGAGCGGGGCUAUGAUACUUCUGGGGUCUUUGAUCGGAGGACUUAAGCUUGUCUUUCUACGAGGCCCUUCAAAGGAAGCGGUACUCCUCAGCUCUAUACAGAACUACAAGGCCAACAUAUGGUUCUCCCCGCCAACGACGCUCAAUGCACUGCUGAACUUCCCGGGAAAAGACGCGUAUGACUUAAGCAGCUUAGUCGUUCUAAGUGUUGGCGGAGCGAUCCUCAGUGCAGACAGUGCUCUUCGCAUUCAAAAGGAGUUGUUCAGGAAUAAGAUCUCCAUCCUACAAGGAUAUGGAAUGACUGAAAUGGGAGUCAUUGCGACUGGCCUCCCGGGGCUUAAUAAGCCUGGAUCAUGCGGAGUGCUCAAACCAGGAAUUAAAUGCAGGAUUGAGGAUUUGGAAACCGGUGAUUCACUCGGGCCAGGGCAGGAAGGCGAGAUCUGCCUUAAAUCACCGUUCAUGAUGAAAGGGUACAUCAACAAUCCCGAAGCUACAGCAGCCACUUUUGACGAUAAUGGAUGGUUUCAUACAGGAGACAUCGGCUACUAUGACGAGGACGGGUUUUUAUUUGUUAUUGACAGGCUGAAGGACCUGUUCUUUUACAAAUCUUAUCAGAUUGCUCCAGCUGAGAUAGAAAACGUCCUGCGAACACAUCCUGCUGUCAAAGAUGUAGCUGUAUUCGGCAUACCACACCCGAUCGAUGGUGAUCAUGCGACUGCCUUCGUCGUAGCAAACAAGGCCAUCUCGGAAACCCAGCUGCUCGAGUUUGUAGCAGAGAGGGUAUCAGAGAAGAAACAAAUCCGUGGAGGGAUCAGGUUCGUCGAAUUCAUCCCAAAAACGUCGACGGGAAAGCCGAAAAGGAAGGCACUCAGGGCACAACUUUUAGCAGAGUUGCAGGGGACGAAUUUUGUGAAACGACCUUGGAUGUCGGUGACACGGGCAAAGAAGAAAGCACCAAACAAACUACAACUCCUCCGUAGUCAAUCCACAUCGUGUUCAUAAGACACAAAACCCGAGUAUCGCCAAAUGAUUUACAUAAUGACCUGUUGAACACACUUGGCUGACACAAUAGCGAGAACAGCAAGCCAUGGCAUACAACACUUAAAACUAGACGGCGAAGGAUGGUGGACUUUCUUCCUCGCCACAAUAAAAAAUAUUUUAAAAGAAGGCGCAUAUACGAAGAGAUAUGUCCAACUUUUCCAUUCGUACCGAAACAUGAAGAAUGAGAUUUACAUUGAUUUAGGGCGAAAUAUUUACGGCAAAACUUAAUAUAUUAAGUACUUAAAUGUAAAAAUUGUUUUAUACGAUACUUAUUUUUGUUACAGAGAUUCCAACAAUCCUACAGUUUAGCUACACGGUGAAUUAUUUUUGUAGACACUUUAAUGAUGUUAAUGUUCACUGAAUUAGAAAAUAAAUAAUUUAUUUAUAUCACAAAAUUUUGUGACUUAUAUGCACUGAGUCACUCAAUCUGUCAGUAGUGACCAUAAAAUUAGAAUUAAAAUUUUUUUUAAUGCUUUUAAGUGCCUUGGCCUAAGAGUACAAUUCCAUUUUUCUUUAUCAAAAGACACUGAUAAUGGAGACAGUAUAUUUUCAACUAAUUGUUUUACCCAUUUUAAACAGUUUCAAAUUACUAUUUUUCAAAACCAUCUUUGUUAUGUAACAAAAGAACAAUUAAGUUGACAAAAAUUCAAUUUGAUUAGAAAUAUAUUUUUUAAUGGUCUAUAAUUCACUUUAUAUUAGAGAAUAAUUGUAGAGAGGAUAUUAAAUAUAAAAUUUUAUUGAAAAUACUAAUUCAAAGAAUAAAAAACUAGUGUUAAACUGUUAAUUACUUUGACCAACAAGAUCAGAUUGAAAAUAAUUCACAGAUUAAUUUCAUAAAAGGCCAGGAUUUUUGCUAGUUUCAUUAACCAUCAAACCUUUAAAACUUAAUUUCCAAAACCAGAGAGAAAACUUAACUGCCUGCUUAAUAACAAAAAAACAAGUUUUCCCUCAAUGAAAUUAAUAUAAUAAUAAAUUUGGAUAAUUUUUUUUUUACAUUAACUGUGGAUGUUGCUUUUCCCCUACCAGAUCCUGACCUAGUUUAUUUUACUCUUUGAAAUAUAAAAAUUUUGUUUCUAUUUUUUUAAAUCAAUAUUAUCUAUUAAGUUGCUUGAUGACAAAACUGUUUGUUUUUGCUCAAAUAAUUAAUAGUUACCAUUAAAAAAUUAGAUAAUAGUUUGUACCUAAGCAAUAGAUUUUAACCAAUUUUGAGAUUGUAAUUAAGACAAUAAAACAGUAUUGCAAAACAAAGUUUUUUAAUUACUUUUCCUGUCAAGCCGUCAUGGUCUGUGAAUGAUUUGCUUAAUACAAAAUAGUAAAUGAAACAUUUCUGACAGGCGAGGAGAUGUAGGUAACCAGGC